AUGUUACCAUCCCGAUCGCCGUUCGAUAAAAUUCAGAGAAACAUGCUUUCUAUGAGUUCUGAAGGUUGCCUACUCAAUACUGCAUUACAUUAUGUUUCCGUAUCGAAAAAUGCAGCUCAAGCAAUGGCAAAUGCUGAUGGUAAAAAUAAACAUUAUUAUUUACCAAUUGUCGGUAUAUUAGCUGGUGCUCGUUGGGGAAUUCCAGUAGAAACAUAUAAAGAUAAUAUUAAUGAUGCACAAUUAAUAACUCUUCGUGAGACAUGUACUAAACUAAGUACUACUUGGAAACAAAAACUUGAUCAACCAUAUAAUUGA
Messenger RNA from Rotaria sp. Silwood2, 315 nucleotides. The record is from the annotation of a GenBank genome assembly. Lineage: Eukaryota; Metazoa; Rotifera; Eurotatoria; Philodinida; Philodinidae.